Messenger RNA from Brassica napus (rape), 843 nucleotides. RefSeq lists its product as uncharacterized. The record is from RefSeq and is a predicted model, not a curated record. Bases 1 to 843 code for a protein of 280 amino acids. Lineage: Eukaryota; Viridiplantae; Streptophyta; Magnoliopsida; Brassicales; Brassicaceae. The transcript has 2 exons.
AUGGGUGGCUCACCUCCUUGCGGCGAUUCGGUCCGGUCAGUAAAGGACCAUCGACGGCAGGAAAUAACCUUGAAGAAAUGGCCAUCAAAACCUGAGAAUGAUUCCUCGAUCAAUUUCUCACCUGAAGAUGCCAUCAGCGUCCACCUACCUGAUAACGACCCCCUACUCGUCGAAAUAGGAAUCACGAAGUGUGACGUCGCUAAAGUUUUGAUCGAUACUGGCAGUUCGGUCGAUCUGAUCUUUCGAGAUACGCUCGAUAAGAUGGGAGUCGACUUACGUAACAUGAAACUGUCAUCCCGCUCCCUCACGGGAUUCAACGGAGCUUCCGAGAUGAUGAUCGAGACAAUCAAACUACCAGUCUAUGCAUGCGGUAUGACACGCACAGUCAAGUUCUCCGUCAUCCGAACAAAGGCCCCUUAUAACGCGAUCCUCGGGACCCCCUGGUUACAUUCGGUCAAGGCAGUGCCGACACUUCGCGGAGACCAGCAGGCUGCUCGUGAUCUACUAAUUACAACGGUGAAGAUGCAACAAACGACUCCUCGCAUCAAUGCAGUAGCAAAGCAAAUCCAACCUCAAAGAGACGAGAUCAUAGAAGUCGCGAUAGACGGCUCCGACAAAAGCAAAGUAGUUCGAGUCGACACCUUUCUCUCCGAAGAGAUGCAACAGGAAAUUGUCGACUUCCUGAAGAAGAACACAUCAACAUUCUCUUGGACGACAUCGGAUAUGAAAGGAAUAAAUCCGGCCAUCACGUCCCACGAGUUGAAUAUCGAUCCAACCAUAAAGCCUAUUCGCCAGAAGAGACGCAAGCUCGGCCACGACCGAAGCAAAGCUGUUAACGAAUGA